CAUGAACGAAUGGGCUUUAUUUCGCUUAUUUUGCUUCGACUCCCAUUUCGGAUCCUUCGAAAUUCAGAACCAUCGUGGAAGCGAAUGGACCUGCACAGUUUCGAACGAUUAAAUUUAUUUUGGUUGGGUGAGGAUGAGUUCAAAUCGCAAGUUCACAGGGUGUGUCCAGGACUAUUUGGAUUGGUUUAAGAACCCAGAUCCACCUGAACCUAUUGUCAUCCCAGAUUGUCAAAGUCAUGAUGAUGGAGCAUUAGCCAAGGAGUAUGAACAUUCUCACCAACUUCCUGUCCCUUCAUACUUAAAGCACAACCAGGGAACGGAUUAUGCCAAAAAGUAUCAAGAUGACCUUUUACAAGAAUAUGAGAGACGUGUGGAACAUGAAGGAAAGCUCUGUGAGGAAAGAAGAUUUAGAAUGACAGACAUAGAGGAAGACACAUUGACAGCAACCAUGUUAACUGCUGAUGAUGAGGAUACACAGAAGACUCAAGUGUACUUGCAGUAUGAUUUCUCCAAAAGAAAUUAUCAGUCGGCUCUUCCAGUUUUCAAUGCACGCAAAGAGGUUCUGGCAAAAAUUGAAGAACAUCAAGUUGUGAUAAUAGGUGGAGAAACAGGCAGUGGCAAAUCAACUCAAGUUCCUCAGUUUAUCUUAGAUGAUGCUGUUGAAAAACAUCAUCACUGUAACAUAAUAGUCACACAACCUCGAAAAAUUGCAGCAACAUCUCUGGCUCGUCGGGUUUGCAGAGAAAGAGGGUGGCAGCUGGGAAAGAUUGUUGGAUACCAGGUUGGUUUGGACAAUUGCACAGAUCCAGACACCAGGCUUUCCUAUGUUACCACAGAAGUUUUGGUACAAAAGUUGAUACAUAGGGGAAGUCUUGAUGCAUUUACUCAUAUUGUAUUAGAUGAGGUGCACGAAAGGGAUCAGCAUACCGACUUUGCAUUACUCAUUGUCAAAAAGUUGCUGUAUACUGUCUCCAGAAAUGUGAAAGUGAUUCUGAUGUCAGCAACCAUUGACACUUCCAAAUUUGCCAGUUAUUUUUCAACUCCUGUAAUGGGAAACCUUGUCCCAGCACCAGUUGUGUCUGUGGGGGACAAUACUUUGUUCAAAAUUCAAUUUUACUAUUUAGAAUCUCUUAGUGUUAUUUGCAGAAGCAAGCCCUCAGUGCUGCCAGAAUUACCAUCUAUACUACCUGCAGAUCCAGGUAUUUCUGAAAAUAUGUUCAAAUUAGCUUGUGAAAUAGUAAAGUGUUUUGACCAUGUUGAAAGGCAAGAAGAGGGAAUCCGAUCUACUGCUGAAUUUGUAAAGAGAAGGGGAGCUGUUUUGAUCUUCUUACCUGGCUUAGCAGAGAUUGAGAAGUUAAUCAACUUACUCAGUAAUGACUCUACUGCUAACCAGUGGAUGUUGUAUCCUCUCCAUUCUUCUAUCACACAAGAGGAGCAACAGAGGGUUUUUUCAGUGCCUCCUGUAGGAUUCAGGAAAGUUAUAGUUUCAACCAACAUUGCAGAAAGUUCCAUUACUGUACCUGAUAUAAAGUAUGUGAUUGACUUCUGCUUAACCAAACAACUAACUUGUGACCAAGUGACGAAUUACACAUCUCUCAAACUGGCUUGGGCUUCACAAGCAUCCUGUAAGCAGCGGGCUGGUAGAGCAGGGAGGGUGUCUACUGGAAGAGUCUAUCGUCUUGUACCAGCAGAUUUUUUUUUGACACUGCCUACAUAUGCCACACCAGAGCUAUGCCGAACUCCUCUCUCUCAAAUAGUCCUCAAGACCAAAAUUCUAAACAUGGGGGAGCCACAUGCUCUCUUGUCUCUUGCUCUCGACCCACCAAAUUUAUCAGAUAUACAUAGAACAAUUCUUACUCUUAAACAGAUGGGUGCACUUGCUGUGAAGUCUAAAGGUGUCAUAUCCGGUUUGGAUGGAGACUUAACAUACUUGGGAAGGGUUGCUGCACAACUUCCUGUUGAUCCACACCUUGCCAAGUUCAUAGUCAUGGGAUAUUUGUUUGGUGUUCUAAAGGAGAGCAUCAUUAUUGCUGCUGGACUCUCCUUGAAAAGCUUCCAUGCUCGCCCCUUCCAAGAUGAGCUGAAUGCCUUUCUCUCCAAGGUUUCCUGGGCAUAUGGAUCUUUCUCAGACUGCUUAGCCAUAUUGAACACUUACAAUCUUUGGCAAAACAUGCAAAUCAGAGGAGAGUUCCUGAGACCUGGAGGGAGGAAGGAGAGAGAAUGGGCAAAACACAGUUAUGUACAGCUUGAGGCCCUAAAGGAAGUGGAUAAGCUGGUAAAGGAACUAACUCUGCGUCUAGAGGGCCAAAAAAUCACUGUACGGAAUCGACAGAAUCCUCCAAGGAGUCGUCAGGCGUUCAUUCUCAAGAUGUGCAUGGCAAGUGCUUUUUUCCCGUUUUACUACAAGCGCAACAUCUCUGAGAAUUACGAGAAGGAAAUGUGUCGUGAACUCAAUGGGCAUGACCCCUUCAGCACAGUGAUUGUGAGUGGCCUCCCUGCACGGUCAAAUGUUCUUUAUGACAGUCAGCUGAAAGAACUGUUCAAAGAAUGCUCACAAAACCUUGAAAUUCAGUAUGAAGGAAGCAAAGCCUAUGUUCAAUUUCCUCGAAUGAGUCUUUCAUCAACCAAGAAGGAGCACUUUCAAGAUGUCCCAGGAGAGUGUCCCACCUCCAUGCACCUUGCCCUGAAAAUGCGGCAAGUUCCAAGAAUUCAAAAGAACCUUGUGCUGAAUCUGUAUAGCCAAGAAGAGAUUCAUAAGAAAAUGUCAGAAGUGUUCGGAAGCACUACAAGCAUGUCAGGAAUAAAUUUGUUCAAAGGAUCCACACAGAGUCUUCUUGGGAACGCAAGACUCAGAAUGGCAGACUCACAGAUGCAGAUGUUGAGACCGCCCACCAUGCCUAAGCCUUCAGAUCGGACUUGGAGAAUCCAUGUCACACAUGUAGUCACUGCUGGACAUUUCUGGAUAGUGUCUGAGGAAACCAGUGCUUUAAAGAAUCUCAACCACAUACAUUCAGCCAUUCAGACAGCUGUAGAGCAGAACCAAGCAGUCUCUAUCCCUGAAAGUGAAGUCAAACCAGGGAUGGUAUGCCUUGCCAAGUUCACGGACUCUGAUGGAUUGUCAUGCUAUUAUAGAGCACGUGUGGAUGAAGUGUAUACUGGGGAAGACAACGGGCUCAGAGCUCAGGUAUUUUUUGUUGAUUUUGGGAACACUGAUGUUGUAAAGGCUGUGGAACUGAGAAGAGUGCCAGGAAAUUUGAUGUUGACUGAGAUGCUAGCAGUUGAAUGUAAAUUGGCUCAGGUUAAACCGGCAUCUGAUAACAAAUGGCUAGAUGAAGCUACAGAAUGGUUUAGAAACCACAUAUUGAAUAAGGACUUUAUUGCCCAGAUCUACAGUGUUGUGCAUAAGAUCAUGAGAGUAAAGUUAAUAGAAGUGGAGAGUGGAGAUUUCCUGUCCAUCAACCGAAAACUUAUUGAUCUUCAGUAUGCUGUCAAAGCUGAGGAGUAUUAUCUUUCAAAGCAAAAUCAUGAAUUGAGAUCCCUCUGUAAUAAGGAAGCUGAAAACACAGCCCUAGAUGACAUGGGACAUCUUUCCCAGGCCCUUUCUGUUUCGUCCCUGGAACUAAAAUUUGGUCCAGCAGCUUAUGCAGGGAAGGCAAAGUUACAAGGUCCAGAAUCUCCACUGCUGCUACACUUUGUGGCAUUGUCUCGCAUGGGGUGCACAAAGGGAGUGAAGAUUGAACCUUCAUCAGUCAACUCAACUGCAUUAGACCUUGAGCCACAAAACCCCCAUGAUAGGAUGAUAAUUGCUGCCUUUGUGACUUUGAACCCCACCGAGACUGUAACAACUUUGCAUCACACAACAAUAAUGCCUUCUAUACCUGGAAUUCUAUCACUCUGCCUUCUGUUGUUUGGCCCAGUAGCAGAGCUAAGAGUAAACAGAGAAGGGACGCUGUACACAGGGGCCCUGAUUGGCCUUGGUCAUGAUCCUGAUGGAAAUGCAGUAUACCCUGCUGAUGAUAUUGAAGCUUCCUUUGAUAUUCACUUGACUCAAGAGGAUUUGGUGUUGAUAAAUAGAGUACGAUUCCUUAUGAAUAUAGUACUAGAAGAAGGAGAAGAUGUUGCAGAUAAAGUUCUUAUCAAAACCCAGAACAGACUGAGGGAAUUGCUUCUUCAGCUGGUAGAUGUCAACAGAGGCUAUCGUGAACCAGAAAGCUACCACUAUCCAUAUCAGUGGCAGAUGGUACCAAAGGAGGAGAUCUUACACCCUCAAAUAGACGUAGCUCUGGAUGAGAGCAUGGGUGCAGUCUUUCCCCUUCACUGCGGCAUUUUCUUACAGCCAAGUGAAAAUUGUUAUGAAAUCUCAUAACUCUCCCUUUGUGUAAGGUGGCAGAACUGAUUUCUUACAGCACCAAGUUCUAAGAUACAAUGAUUUGUGUACAUGAUGUUAAUCAACCCUUUCCUUUUUUGUCCUAAGAAUCUGUAAAAUGAUUUAUUCUUACAUCAGAAUUUUUAUGAAAGGCAAGAUGGUACUAUAGUGAAAGUAUGCAUUUGCUUAGCUUUGAUAGAGGAGUGUACGGAGUGAAAAAAUCUUAAACUUUCUUUUUGUUUGAUAGUGUAAUUGUAGAUCUUGAAAUAAAAUACCAGCUCAUGAGCUGAUCUAAGCUAGUAUGAUUGGAAUGAGGAAAAUAUAUGUUUUCAAGAUUAUAUACAUAUAUUAUUUGAAGAUAACUUAUUGAUUUAAAUAAUUGAAGUAUGUGAACAAUUUCAAAAUCUCUUCUUCUUUAACCUUAAUGGUUAAAUGCGCAAUUAUUAGGUAUAUUAUUUGAGAAGAUAUAUUAGUUGCUUUGUUACAUGAAAAAUGACAAUAACAAAAGUAUAAGUGAAAAGUUCAAUACGAUGCUUUUGUAAAUUGUAUACCUUUUAUUUUGUAAAACCCAAGUGGUAACUAGUAUUGAAUUUACCUUCU
Molecule: messenger RNA, 4966 nt
Organism: Penaeus chinensis
Lineage: Eukaryota; Metazoa; Arthropoda; Malacostraca; Decapoda; Penaeidae
Gene: spn-E
Product: ATP-dependent RNA helicase TDRD9-like
Exons: 29
Coding region: 134-4366 (1410 amino acids)
Cellular component (GO): intracellular anatomical structure
Molecular function (GO): ATP binding; RNA binding
Source: RefSeq, a predicted model, not a curated record